GCCCCUCACCGAAGAGGAUGGCGUUAAAACAGAUUUCCAGCAACAGGUGCUUUGGUGGGCUCCAGAAAGUUUUUGAACAUAGCAGUGUUGAGCUGAAAUGUAAAAUGAAAUUUGCUGUCUACUUACCACCCCAGGCUGAGAGUGGAAAGUGCCUCUACUGGCUGGCUGGUUUAACUUGCACAGAACAAAAUUUCGUAUCAAAGUCCGGCUAUCAGCAAGCUUCCUCCGAACACAGCCUUGUGGUCAUUGCUCCUGAUACCAGCCCCUGUGACUGCAAUAUUAAAGGAGAAGAGGACAGCUGGGACUUCAGCACUGGUGCUGGGUUCUACAUCAAUGCCACUGAAGAUCCUUGGAAAGCGAACUACAGAAUGGACUCUUACGUAACAGUAACAGAGGAGCUUCCACAACUCAUAAAUGCCAAUUUUCCAGUGAACCCACAGAGGAUGUCCAUCUUUGGUCACUCCAUGGGAGGCUAUGAAGCUCUGAUUUGUGCUUUGAAGAAUCCUGGAAAAUACAGAUCUGUGUCAGCAUUUGCUCCAAUUUGCAACCCUGUACUCUGUCCUUGGGGCAAAAAAACUUUUAAUGGCUAUUUGGGACCCGAUGAAAGUAAAUGGAAGGCAUAUGAUGUGACCUGUCUCAUGAAGUCCUACUCAGGUUCCCAGAUUGACAUCUUAAUUGAUCAAGGAAAAGAUGACGAGUUUCUUUCAAAUGGGCAGUUACUCUCUGAUAACUUCAUAGCUGCCUGCACAGAAAAGAAAAUCCCUGUUGUUUUUAGGCUAUAAGAAGGUUAUGAUCAUAGCUACUACUUCAUCGCAACCUUCAUCACUGACCAUAUUAGGCAUCAUGCAAAGUACCUGAAUGCAUGAACAGCUUCAGACAAGAGAAUGUCACCAGGAUGCUCAAAGUUGGAAUCAACAGGAUUGCUGACUAAAAGAUUUUGGAUUUCCUCUCAAAAGAACACGUUUCUGCAGCUGAAUCGCUUUUCUGAAUAAAUACACC
Messenger RNA from Arvicanthis niloticus (Nile rat), 999 nucleotides. Lineage: Eukaryota; Metazoa; Chordata; Mammalia; Rodentia; Muridae. The record is from RefSeq and is a predicted model, not a curated record.